Molecule: messenger RNA, 693 nt
Organism: Spinacia oleracea (spinach)
Lineage: Eukaryota; Viridiplantae; Streptophyta; Magnoliopsida; Caryophyllales; Amaranthaceae
Exons: 2
Coding region: 1-693 (230 amino acids)
Source: RefSeq, a predicted model, not a curated record
AUGCUAAACAAAAUAGGUUUCAACUCUAUUGAGGCUGAAAGCUUGAGAUCGCAUAAAGAGUUACUACAAAUUCAGCAAGAAAUGCACAGGCAACCUGGUGAUAGUUAUUUAGACACUUCUAAAAAGGUGGCAGGUUAUGCUUACAAAGUUGCUCAUCAGUGUUAUUUACCUUUUCUUUAUCAGAAAACAAAGGUUCAGUGGUUAGAGUUGGGUGAUGAGAAUAGCAGAGUGUUUCACCAAAGUAUCAAACAAAGAAGGAAAACUAAUCAGAUCCACUCAAUCCAGACUAGUGAAGGGGUAUGGGUUAAGACACCUGAUGAGGUUCAAAAUGCUUUUACUCAGUUUUAUGACUCCCUUUUUUGGUCAAUUAUGACCAAUAGAAGACAGAAAAAAGCACCAGGGUUGGAUGGGUUUAGUAGUCACUUUUUCAAAGCCACCUGGUCCAUAGUAAGUACUAACAUAUGUGCAGCUAUCUCAGAUUUUUCCAUAACUAGCAAGAUCCUUAAGGAAGUUAAUGUAACUUCAAUCACUUUGGUUCCCAAAGUCACAGUACCUGCUUCAGUGGGAGAUUUCAGACCAAUUGCAUGUUGUCCUAUUUUGUACAAAUGUAUUUCUAAGCUUCUGUGCAGCAAAUUGAGUGAUAUACUCCCUGAUAUUAUCACUCACACGCAGGGAGCUUUUGUUUCUACAUGA